UACGGUCAUGUGAGGCGAGGGGGCGGCCUGGUGCUGGCAGUUGGCUCUCAGACAGUGGCGGGGACGCACGUGCACGGCUCCGCUCCCUCCAGCACUCUCCCGCGCGCCUAGUGUGGCCACGCACCGUUGUUGCAAACUUCCUUGCGGAAACUAAGGUUGCAGUGAAUUAUAUAUAUUUUAAGUGACAUGAAAUAGAAGGUGACUGUAUUGUCGGUAAAUGGUUAUGGAUAUUGCAGCGGGACGUACUGUGGAUACUGCAACACGUGUUAUGGAUAGUGCAAUAGCAGAUGCUAUGGAUAUUGCAACGGAAGGUGUUAUGGAUAAGAUAAUGUAAUUGGCGUCAUCUCCCUGUCUGGACGUCGACACGUUGAUAAGUCCGUUCCUUCAAGAUAACUCAGAAGAUUGAGGGCUUCUGGAUUUGUCGACGCGUGAGAUCCUGGAGUUACCCACGCCCCUUCCCAUCCAACCACGCCCUCUACCACCAACGGGUUGGUUUCCCCGUGCCACGCCCACACCACCCACGCCCCGUGUAACUAUCUAACCCCCCCUUAUCCACCCGUUGCGUAACGCACGCCACCAUCCACGCCCUCCUGUGCCCGCGCCGCCCCGCCUGGAGCCAGGCCCACACGCCCUGUGCCCCUUGGGAGACGGCCGUGACGGAGACGUCCUCGGCGCCUUAGUGACGAACGUCUCCAUUCUCUGCCUCUCUCCCUUCCUCACCUCACCACCGCUGGGGAAGAAAAUCCUCACUAACACUGAGGCAUGAUAGCCUGUAUGAGGGAAACUCCCCUCCCACUGUAGGUAAAUAAGUGAAGCACCCGAGGGUAGAGGAAGUAACAGGUAUGGAAGAAACACAUUGACAACAUUGUUGUAUGUGAAGCUGGUGACAGAUGUUGUUCUAGGAGACUCUGAAGGGACUCGUCAGUACCUCUGAGGGCACUCGAGUAGUGUCGUCCAAAUUUGUGGAAAAAGACGACUAUGGUCAGUGGUCAACAUUGCGAAAGUUGCCUCGUGACUGUGAACGGUGAAAUGUCAUUAUUUAUAGUUUAAACGGUGUAGUUUUGAGUGUCGGUGCUGGCCGAGUAUUGCGAGGUGGCCUAGCUGGGAAAAUUAUAGACAAAGUGUUGCAAUAGUCCACGUGUGAGGAAUAUUGGGCGAGUGUGUAGCUGUGACUAGUGUUGUGUUGCUAUGGUUGUGUGGAGGAAGCCUUGACGGAGAGGCAGGAAGAGCGCCAGGAUGGCAGGCGGGUCAUUCACGUGCGAGGUGGUGUACCACGGGCGGCGGGCCGUGAUCGGGGCACAGUCCUCCGCCACACUUACCGCCCUUGUUGACCACCUCCUCCCUCCGCUACCGUCCGCCCAUCACGCCCACACCACCCAUAACUAUGCUAAGGGAGGAAGCGAGCGGCGGCAGCUGGUGUGUGACGAGGAGCACAUAUGGAUGACACCCAUCAGGAAGGAUGAGGGCUUCGAGUCUGACACAGAGUCAUCCGGCAGCGCCUGCGACGACCCAUGCUGCGGCGCCCAGGACAUCAAGGUGAUCAGUGACCACGUGCUGCGGUUGGACCAUCUGCUACAAGAGGGCCGGGGAGGGUCUGACGCAGGGUUCGAACCCCCGCCCGACGAGACCCCGCCCCCUGACGAGACGUCAUCCUCAGCCACCAGCAGCGGCGCCGAGAGCGAGGACGACUCCCCGAGGUCGACCUCCGCCCAUCAGCCUCGCCCUGCCCACCAGGUGGAGGAGGGUGGAAGCGGGUGUGUGGGUGAGCAGCUACUGAUGAGUGACAUAUUGUACUGUCAUGUGUCGUCAGCCAGACCCAGGGUGGUGGUGGUGGUGGUGAAGGACGCCGGCGACACCCAGGUCCACGCUCAUGUCUUCCAGUGCCCCACUGACGACACUGCCCGUACCCUCUAUGCCCACUACAAGGAGGCCAGCAAUAAGUACAAGCUAAACAGGUACAGGAAUAGCAAGAGGAAGAGUGACUCGCCUCGGACAGAUUCAGCACCCAGCAGCGGCACCGUGGUCAGCAGCAGAACACCCAGCAGCAGCAGAGUGUACAGCAGCAGCAGUCUGGGCCCCACGGCUGGCACCACCGACAAUGUUAAGAUCAUUCAGGUUGGUGAAGGGCAAGAGCCAUGGGGCCUCGUCCAGCGUACAGAUGACAACGGUGUCACCCACAUUGAGAUCGACAGCGGCCCGGGCAGCUUGGUGAGCAAUGCUCCUGACAGCUUGGUGAGCACGACCUCCAGCAGCCUAGUCAGCACCAGCUCUGAUGCCUCAGAGUUGACCAGCCUACCUGAUGCCUCAUACCACCUGCCCUCCCACAGUGGCAGCAGCAGCCUGGGGACCAGUGGGCGCGAGGUGCUGGUGGCAGGAGAGGCGGAGAAGAAGUUCCGGCAGAGGCAGCCAGCACUGCUGCUGCGUCACGACGCCUCCCACAGGUCAGCGGAGAGGACGCACCAGGGCUCCCUCAGGCGACACGACGACACCCCCAGGUGGCACGAGACCACCCACAAGUGGUAUGACGACACCCCCAAGUGGCACGACGGCACUCCCAGUUGGCAAGAAGACACUCCAAGGUGGCAAGACAACACUCACAAGUGGUAUGAUGACUCCCACAGGAGGAACGACACCAGGAGAGACGACCUGUGGAGAGAGAAGCGGCAGCAUGACACGAGGGGUCAGGAGGGCGCGGGGCGGAGCCAGUGGGCGUGGCACCAGGGCGAGGGCGGCACUGUGCCCGUCGAGCCUGCCAUGCCUCGCCCGGUGACAGAGAGGAAGUCGAGGCCCCGUGACCAGUCCCGCGGGCGGCCGCGCCACGCCCACAAGGGCCCUGCACCCCUUCCCCCGCCCAGACGACACCCAGACAACCCUGCCCUCAUCCUCGUCCCCACCAAGAGUGGCGCUGAGAACGCGCGGGCAUUUUACCCCAAAGAAUCUCAUAUUGUCCGGGGUAGUAAAGUAGUUCAGGUAGAGGUACCUGGGUACGGGGGCGGGUGGGUGGCGGCCCACGACACUAACAACUCCCACCAGUACACGUACUAUGGAAGUGGGGGAGCGUGGGUGGGCUCCCACGAGUACCAUGCUCACAGGACCAGAGAGUCCACACUAACCCCAGAGAUGAGGCGACGCUCACGCUCCAAGAGUCCCGCGCGCAGGCCCAUGGCGCAUCGUUAUAUCGACGCUGUCACCACCUUCAGUCUCUCCCAGAAACUGCGUGACCUCUCUGACGCCGUCUUCACAGCCAAGCGCAGCGGUGCCGGCAGCUGUGUAGGAGAGGUCAAAGGUCACCAGAGGUUGUUGUCAGCCGCGGGUGCUGAUAACGACGGAACACUCAGACCCGUCAUUAAGAAAGGUCGUCGGCCAGAAUGCUCACCACAGUGCCGACGGGUCACUUUCAGUGCAUAUGCCACCGUGCAGGUCAUGGACGCGUGACCCCCGCCCUCCACACGCCCACGCCCUGGACACACAAGGCUCCCCCCCCCCCCCACACUGCUCAACACUCAUCCUGCAGGACGUUUCUGCAGCUUCUGCCUCCGAGUCUUACCUCCGUGUAGUGGGUCACAAAAUACCAUAAUGAACAUAUACGAGUCCUGGGCGUCCAUAUGCUCACCUGGGGACAUUGGCUCACAUGGAGUGCCACAACAAACAGUUCAGUGCAGUGUACUUCAUGGGAAGCCAGAACUUGGAAACUAAUGCUCAAAAACAUUGUUGUGGUGAGCGCGGCGGGACUCUAAAGUGUCUUUUUGUAACCGGGACACAUUGGUCGAGUGAUGAGAGCGCCCUGAAGUGCAUAUCAUUACGUUCCAUGCGUCGUCCACUACACGAGCGCAGUAGUGUACUGUCACCACUACUGCGCUGUCCCGUCGUCACCAUCACCACUGUACACAGCCUCCCCACUAUACCUCUCACCAUAUAUAUUACCAUUAUUAUAUAUAUAAGUUUACUGUUGUUCAGGGGUUAUGUAUUAUUAUGUACAUAUAGUCUUCAGAAUCUAUCACCUUCAAAAUAUUACUCGGUAAUCAAUAUAUAUAUGAACGAUGUAUUACCAAAUUCUAAGUCAACCUUCCUGUAGAGCUAAGUGUAGUCAAUCCUGCCCCAGGAGCAGUCAAUACAUUUCUAACCACAAACGUCGCAGAUUUUCACUGUUCCUGAAUUGGGUGGGUGAAGGGUGGCACCCUGGCGUCCUUGUCUGCCUCUCUGAGUGAGAGAAAACAGGAUGUUGAGAACCAAGAAUAUGUAAAGAGACUUGAGGAAGUGUUGCCAGCAUGUAACCACAGAGUGCGCCGCAGGCCGCGUCACCUGGUGUUGUGACCACCGCCGCUCUCGCUACACUUUCCUAGACUCGGGCUCCACCGUGACAAGCCGCCGUCUGGACACCUGCUCCGCCUGGGGCCGCCGGAACGCGUGACGCCAUUUUACCCAUUAGUCUCGAUACUGCCGUCAGGCACUGCUCUUCAAGAGGCCAGGUUGAUACGCCUGGUGCACCUGUCGCCUGGGGUCGCAAGCAAGUUGAUAGAUUUUUCCGGGUGGUUCUUGGGGCAAGAAGAGUUGCCUGGUGUGCCUCGGGGCUCUGUGGCAGUCUGUCUUUUCCUCCAUUGGAGGUCUGCAAGAUUUUUUUCCUCGAUUAGACCUGUGUUCAGGAGAGACCAUCGCGUUUCUCCCGCAACUGUGUUUGACUGUGUUGAGCGAGUGUCGGCGCUCGUCUGCCCAAUGCACUCCUGGACUCCCUAAACAUUUGCCUUAAUGUGCUUACCUGCCGCAAAACACAUUAAAUUCCCUCUACAGGCGACGUGGGUGUGGCCGCAGGCUUGGCGUUUUACCAUACAAGGGAAUGCCGGGGCAUCCGGCACAACUGGCAUCAUGGCUCUUAAACCUAAGUAACCAAACAACCGUUCUUCUGCACCCCCCCCCCCCUCCCCCCCUCUCCACAACGUCCAGCUGGCAACUCCACGACAACACUUCUCACCUAAUACACCAGGCUGGCAGGUGGGCUUCCAUGCCGGUCGUGGGACCUCAACUGUUGGCCUGCAAGUGGGUGGAGCCUCUUACGUCUCUUCUUCAGGUGGUUGGAGCCGCAUACACUUGGCCUGUAGGUGGGAGGAACGGCAUCUGCAUUUGAGAGUGAUAAGGUCACCUGUGUUGACGUCUCAUCUCUUACCUCAUGUUAGUCAGCAACAGUUACCGGUGCUUGUCAGCCAGGCGUUCUGCUGCUGACUCCCCGAGAUGACCACUUCACACCCUCAUGAUUCCCUGUGUACCCCUUAUAACACUGUCGGAAAUAUAUGCGCGCGCGUGUGCAUAUAGCUAAUUGUUCAUGUAACGUUCUUGUAAAUUAAUAUUCAAUAUAAAUAGACAUUAUAUAAUAUAUAUUUACCAUGAUGAGUCUUCAAGUGGGAGUCGUCCUUGUACAUAGUGGGGAUGAAUAAACUCGAAGUCUUGCA
Messenger RNA from Procambarus clarkii (red swamp crayfish), 5444 nucleotides. RefSeq lists its product as uncharacterized. The record is from RefSeq and is a predicted model, not a curated record. Lineage: Eukaryota; Metazoa; Arthropoda; Malacostraca; Decapoda; Cambaridae.